GAUAAAGAUAGGUACCUUGAUAAUGAUAGCAUUACGAUUUUCUUUAAUAAAAAUCUCCAGCUAUUGGUUUUUACAUUAAGCAGCUUGUAUAAAAAUGAUUGCCAAUGAAAUCCGUUUAAAAGUAUCCCACCUUCAGAGUACACAAACUAAACAUUGAAAUGUUCCAUCACUAUUAUCUAGCAUUUGGUGAGUGAGAUUAGUGUAAACAGGUAGUUGUGUGAUUAGCCCAAUCAUUAGGGUGAGCACUGAACUCCGGACCAGCAGUUGGGAUCGGCAGCCAGAGUCAGCAUGAAGAACACCGGAAAACUGAAGGGAAAGACCCUGUUCAUCACCGGCGCCUCCCGCGGAAUCGGCAAGGCCAUCGCCCUCAAGGCGGCCCGCGAUGGAGCCAAUGUGGUCAUAGCAGCCAAGACGGCAGAGCCUCAUCCCAAGCUGCCCGGCACCAUAUACACGGCUGCGGAGGAGAUCGAGAAGGCCGGGGGUCGAGCCCUGCCCUGCAUCGUGGACGUGCGCGACGAGCGGCAGGUGCAGCAGGCCGUGGAGGCGGCGGUGGCCAAGUUCGGGGGCAUCGACAUCGUGGUGAACAACGCCAGUGCCAUCUCCAUUACGGGCACCCUGGACACGGAGAUGAAGCGCUACGAUCUGAUGCAGAACAUCAACACCAGGGGAACCUUCCUAGUAUCAAAGACUUGCCUGCCUUAUCUGCUGCGCAGCGAGAACCCUCACAUUCUGAACCUUGCGCCGCCGCUGAACAUGAGUGCCAAGUGGUUCGCCAACCACACCGCCUACACCAUCGCCAAGUACGGGAUGUCCAUGUGCGUGCUGGGCAUGGCGGAGGAGUUCCGCGCCCAGGGCGUGGCCGUAAACGCUCUGUGGCCACGCACCACCAUCGCCACGGCGGCCGUCGAGAUGCUCCACGGCUCGGAGGGGGCCCUGUACUCCCGGAAGCCCGAGAUAAUGGCCGAUGCGGCCUACGCUAUAUUCUGCCGCGACUCCAGGGAGUACACUGGCAACUUCUUUGUGGACGACGAGGUGCUGAGGGACGUGGGCGUCAGGGACCUCGCCAAGUACGCUUGCUAUCCGGAGAAUAUUCACUUGUUGUCUACGGAUAUUUUCCUGGACGAAGCUGGCCCCUCGGCCAAACUGUAAGGCCAUUCUGAAGUUGCUGAUUUAUAACUGCUUAUGUAUCUAUGUGCAAUGCACAUUGUGCAUAUGUUUACUUAUGGUCUGAUAAAAACAUUUGGUAUAUAUAUUUGUAUUUGGAUUAAGUAAAUAAAGGUCCUUAGCCUACAUAUAAAGGGAAAA
Messenger RNA from Drosophila takahashii, 1305 nucleotides. RefSeq names its product hydroxysteroid dehydrogenase-like protein 2. Gene Ontology annotation, cellular component: mitochondrion. The record is from RefSeq and is a predicted model, not a curated record. Lineage: Eukaryota; Metazoa; Arthropoda; Insecta; Diptera; Drosophilidae.